GAGUCAUAUGAUAAACCGAGAGUAUACAGAGAGAUAUUGUGUGCGCUAUAGUCUGUCCAUUUUAGCUUGUCCUUGGGACGAUCUGAUCCAUAGAUCGCAAUCCGGGGCCACUAUAUACCGUAGGAUCAGAGGUGUGAAUAGUUCCAUCUGCUCCAGUAGUAGAUAGGCGGGCCGUUGAAGCACCGUUCUUCUGCUUUGUGAGGGUUCCAAACUUCGUGUAGACCGUCAGAUCUUGAGGGCUCACCUUCCGCGCUUCCCAACAGUGGUAUCAGAGCAAUCAACGGCGGAUCUCCGAUUAUUAUCAUUUAAAAAGAGAUGGCCACCAAAGCGUUAAUCGCUGAACAGCUGAAAGGACAACAUUUCGACGGCAACAACUACGAAGACUGGUUCCGCGCAAUGUGAUGCCUUCUGGACGAGGACAACAUAUCUCACACACUCGAUGUAGUUCAAGAGGAACCCAUCUUGGCUGAAAACGGGAAUUUACAAGAACAUAGGGUUGCGAUGACUCGCUAUAAUAAGUGGCGAAAAUAAAAUCGUUCAGCCCGUAAUGUCCUUCUUAGCACUAUGCACAAAGAACUCAUACCUACGUAUGAAGUGCAUGAAACCGCUAAGGGAAUCUGGGAAGCACUGACAGAUGCCUAUGCGCAGAAGUCAGAUGCGAGAGUUAGGGCAAUGGAAUUAGAAUUCCAGGAGUACAGGAUGCCUGUCGGCUGCCCCAUCAAAGAUCAUAUUCGUAAGAUGGAGCAAAUGAUAGGUGCCCUUAGGAAUGUUGGGUGUAAAUUGACUGAAAAUCAGAAGAUUAUAGCCAUGCACCGUUCCUUGCCUGAAUCUUGGGCCCAAAUCAAAAGAAUUCUGAACCAUACUGAUUCUAUCACUACGUUCAGAGACUUUUGUGGCCACUUAGUAUGUGAGGUUGAAAUGAAUGCAAUUCAGCCAGGUUCGGCCAAGGCCUUUGUAGUAGAGACCCAUAAACGGAAAGCUAACAAUAAAUGGUAUAAAGCUCGCAAGAAAGCGAAAAAGAAUAAUCAAGAACAGAAGACCACAACACCUGCUCCAAAUCUCAAGAAGGGGAAUGGAAAGAAGAAGCAGAAAAAGAUAAAUAUAGUCUGUUUUGUCUGUGAAAAUUUCAGCCAUUAUGCUCGGCAGUGUGCCCAUAAAAAGAUGAUAAUUUCUCAGUCACUAGAUACUUUGUAUGUAGGCGUUUGUUUUGAAAUCCUUUCCGUUGAUACUAUAUCUAACGAGUGAAUUUUGGAUUCAGGCGCAACAAAGCACGUGACACAGAGUCGUCGAGGACUCGAGGAAUUCUGGCCUAUAGCCAAAGGAAGUUACAAGCUAUACAUGGGCAAUAACGUUGUUGAAGAUGUAAUAGGGAUUGGCGUUUUCCAUCUUCGUACACGCAUAGGGCGAACAAUAAUCCUUCAUGAUACUCUUUAUGCACCGGGGAUACGUCGGAAUUUAAUUUCUGUUUCUAAGUUAUUAUUUGAUGGUUUUGAUAUUCGAUUUUUCGGGACAAGAGUUUCUUUGAGACUGAAUAACCUCAUCUUUGCAUGGAGAAAUUUAAUUUCAGAUUUAUUUAUUCU
Messenger RNA from Magnolia sinica, 1580 nucleotides. RefSeq lists its product as uncharacterized. Gene Ontology annotation, molecular function: nucleic acid binding; zinc ion binding. Lineage: Eukaryota; Viridiplantae; Streptophyta; Magnoliopsida; Magnoliales; Magnoliaceae. The coding region runs from base 565 to 1245 and encodes 226 amino acids. The transcript has 2 exons. The record is from RefSeq and is a predicted model, not a curated record.